AUGGCUAGAAGAGACACCUCCGAGCCGGAGCAGGUUUCGUCGUCGCGGUCGUCCACAAAACACCGGAACCAGGUGCUUGCUCAACAGCAAAAGGAGUUUUUGGCCAAGUACAUUCACUCAAAUGGGCCACAGGACUUUCCAGUCAAGGACCCGCUGGAUUUCUCCAGCUGGACAGAGGAACAGCUACGCAAGUACAGAGAGCUAUAUUUGAACCCUUCGCAGAUCAUCACCCCCGAUGUGAAGACGCUCCAGGGCUACAUGCUGGAAGGCUCAGAGCUUGGAGAGUCGUCAGAGUCCUACGCAAAAAACGAGCUCAGCAGUGGCACUAACAUGUACGAAUACCGCAACAGAGACGAUCUCAGACACGCUGUCGAAGACCAUUUCAACAACCAACUGACCGUGAAGGAGAGUGACGUGAUAAUGGGUUUCAUCUACAGAGUCAAGAAUGAGGACAAGAAGUUCAAGAUGUAUUUCGACAGACGAAACUAAACAUUAGUCGAGAUUUAGUCUUCGACGAGCUCUGAGCACCAUUUCCCGUUUUUUCUGCUCAAAGUCCAGGCCCUCGAACUGGGCUGGCUUGCAAUCCUGCUUCUUUAUUUGCUGGCUUCCGCUAUAUUGCGAUUCGCCUGUUUCGUGCGCUGCGAGCAGUCCGUUCAAGUAAUUAUCGAUCGUGACCUGAACACUGCGGGUGCGUUCCAGAUCACGGCGGAUCACCGACGGCGGAAGAUUUGGAGCGAUCUGGGCCACACGCGCCACCAUUUCGUCCGUCACGCCUGCGUCGUCGCCCAGAAAGUACGCUAUGAACACAGACGCAACGACCAGUGUCACCACCAGUGUGAUUGUGCUGUUCAUAGUAAAUUCUGGAGAUUAAAUAACUACACCGAAAACCG
This is a messenger RNA of Ogataea polymorpha, 890 nucleotides long. RefSeq lists its product as uncharacterized. The record is from RefSeq and is a predicted model, not a curated record. Lineage: Eukaryota; Fungi; Ascomycota; Pichiomycetes; Pichiales; Pichiaceae. Gene Ontology annotation, molecular function: protein binding. The transcript has a single exon. Bases 1 to 489 code for a protein of 162 amino acids.